GUGGACGUCGUCUCAUCCAUACUUCCGCCUUCCUCCACAUCUCGGGAGCAUCCGCAUUACUCUCGCGCGAACUGUAAAAGGAAAGAGGCGUCAACUGGCGACAUGGCUGGCGGCGUGCGCAAAUAUCACACCAAAUCUCGAAACGGCUGCAGCCAAUGCAAGAAAAGGAGGAAGAAGGUAUGUUACGACCACCCCGUCCGUAGAAGGAUCGCGACGACCCUAUCUAGCGUUAGAUCUGGCGCAAGAUAUGGCGCAGGUCUAUGAGGAUCGUUCGACUGCGAACGGGUGUUCCCUGCGUGUUCGUCGUUGAGCUCACCCGAUCCAGUGCGACCAGCGCCCGCCGAGAUGCUCAAAUUGCCAGAAAUGGGGCGUCGUAUGCGACUUCACGGCUUGGACUGCAGCUGUGCAGCCGGUAAUGGAAAAGACGUUCGCCCAAGCCUUGCCCGCAGGCGCAAUGCUCGCCUAUCCCAUGCCACUCCCCACGUUUGACGCGGAGGACGUUGAGCUUCUGCGCCAUUAUGCGACCCAAUCGUCUCUUACGCUUUCUCCCAGAGACACCUUGUCCCUGUUCCAGGUGAACGUGCCGGGCGAGGCGAAAACCCAUCUGUUUCUGAUGCACAGCGUCUUGGCUUUCUCUGCGCUGCAUCUUUCCUGCGUCAACAAGGGCAAACGAGACCAGUACAUCCAAGCUGCAAGCAGGCAACACCAGCAGGCUCUGACCUCGUUUCGCGAAUCCGUAAGCGAGGUGAACAUUGACAACUGCGGCGCAAUCACUGCAUUCUCCUUCCUCACCGUGGUCUACACCCUCGGGCUACCCAUCGUUUUCGGUUUCUCGAGUACGCCGAGCCCCGCAUACGCAUUUCUUGACGUUCUUCAAGUGCUACGAAGAGCAUGGUCUGCGAUUGGCCCCGCCCUCAUAGGCGUCGAAAAAGGAAAGCUCCGAGAGCUAAUUAGACCAAUACCCAGCAAACGCAGGUCAUGCCCCAUGCACGCCAAAGGCGGGAGGAUUAUACGUUUCCUCGAGCAAUAUCUGGAGAGUUCCCCGAUAAUCGAACCAGAGUACCGGCACAUCUAUCGACAGGCCCUUGCGCAUUGGGAGCACUUCUUUUUAAACAUGCCCUGCAAGCCGCCGUUGUGGGCGAACGCGCUCGUAUGGCCAAUGACGGUCUCUUCCGCGUUCUUUGAACUCCUCAUGGAGAAGAGACCCUUUCCGAUGAUCCUUAUAGCGGUCUGGUCCAUAGCUUUGGAUCGGGCGCCGAACAUGUGGUUCAACGCUUGGGGCAAGAGGAUCAUUGGCGAUAUAUGGGAUAUCUCGGAUGAAGAAAUGAAAGAGGCGUUGGUCUGGCCCGCGGAGGUGGUCGGCGUGAUCCCACCCAAAUUUCAUCCAGAGGGAUGUGUAUGCUGGAGUUGCCGUGAAGGCGACCAUACAGAUCCUACGUUGUUAGUGCGGGAUGCGGCGGCCGCGGUCCUAGUGGACAGGACGGUGCAUGGGUAGCAGGAAAACAAGACGGCCAGGGCACCUGAUGUUCAACACCGCAGGACACACAACGCUCCUGAUGAUUUGCCGAACGGAGGAAAGUGUACAUGAAGAACAUAUUGAGUUGAAAGAGUGGGAACAUGGAGGCUUCGGAGGCUAUCUGCUUUCUCGUACUUCCUCGUCCCCGGCCUGUUUCCCCUGC
Molecule: messenger RNA, 1679 nt
Organism: Trematosphaeria pertusa
Lineage: Eukaryota; Fungi; Ascomycota; Dothideomycetes; Pleosporales; Trematosphaeriaceae
Exons: 2
Coding region: 416-1495 (359 amino acids)
Biological process (GO): regulation of transcription by RNA polymerase II
Molecular function (GO): DNA-binding transcription activator activity, RNA polymerase II-specific
Source: RefSeq, a predicted model, not a curated record